ACUAGAUUUCCCGCCAAAAGCAUUUCCUUAGAUUUUGAAAUUCCCCUACUAUACUAUUGUAGAUAGAGCAGCGGUUCUAGAGAGAGGCAGAUGGAUACCAAGGAAGCUGGUUCUUCUCUCGAUUCCUUGAUAUCUUCCUUCAACACUCGAAUUGCGGAGCUACAAGAGCUGGUCAUCGGACGGAAUAUGUACCCGGCCAGCAGCAUCUCCGAUUUAUCGGCGGUUGACACGGCAGUCAAGGCGAUGGAGCUGCAGGUACAGGCGAUUAAGGAUCGGCUGCGUGAGGAGACUGAGGCUAUCCCCAAAGCUAAGAAACUUAUCAAAGCAUCCUUGAGGCAGCAGAAGAAAUUGCAUAGUAUGUCUGUUUACAUGCCGUCUCAUUUACCUGAAAGAGUGGGAAUCUUGAAUUCAGAUAUUAAUAGAAGUUUUCUGGAAGAAACCUUUAAACACCAGGAACAACAUUCUGGAUUAGUCUCUACGAAACUUGAGGAAGAACCUGCUGCACGACCCAAGGAGAAAAAAGGUCGUGCCUCUCUGCCUUUAUGGUACAUUACCACCAAGGAGCUGGAUUCUUUGUCCUCGUACAUGAGAGGUCGGCUUAUGCUGGAGAAGGUCAAUGCAGCUAUAAAUGACAUGGCAACAUAUGCGGAAGCUAAUGCUCAGCUCAUCUCAGCCCCAAAGAAGAAGCUGGCAGAGAAUCUGUGGGAAAGAGCACUGGAACUCCGUGAUAUAGCAACAGCAGAAUCAGUUAAGGGGAAACAUUUUUUUCUUGAGACAGACAUGAAAGGGCCAGUGCUAAAGCUUGACAAUACUGGAAAAUCAAUCCUCACAGUACUUCGUCACCUUGGUCGCAUAAGUGAGACUCGUAUUGGACAUAACCGUGUCAUAAUGCUUCUGAAGCCCCUGUGAAUUACCCUGCUUUCCCAGAUAAGCUAUGGUACGAGCAAUGUUGCAUCAACGAGAUAAGCAGUCGCCAUUCUACAGCAGGAGCAGAAAAAAAAAUUUAGGUAAGCUGCGCCCAUUGAGAAAAUAAAGAAAACAGAACUAAGAAUAUAUCCAGUUAAGUGCAUCAUAUCAAUCAAUGGCAGAGACUUGUGAUGAUUGCCCUUAGACUUAAAGGAUCCAGAACAACAUAUACUCACUGAUUUCUUGGCAGAAAAAUUACUUUUAACUUACAUGAAUUUCCUUGCUGUAUACAUUUUAUUUUAUCGCCUAAUGUUUUAGUGAAAAAAAAAUCAUUAAUCUUGAGUUUGUCCCAGGGAGAUGG
This is a messenger RNA of Carica papaya (papaya), 1267 nucleotides long. RefSeq names its product spindle/kinetochore-associated-like protein. NCBI's taxonomy places the organism in Eukaryota, Viridiplantae, Streptophyta, Magnoliopsida, Brassicales, Caricaceae. Gene Ontology annotation, molecular function: microtubule binding. The record is from RefSeq and is a predicted model, not a curated record. Gene Ontology annotation, cellular component: mitotic spindle; outer kinetochore; spindle microtubule. Gene Ontology annotation, biological process: mitotic cell cycle; chromosome segregation; cell division.